Strongylocentrotus purpuratus (purple sea urchin) is the source of this 1649-nucleotide messenger RNA. RefSeq lists its product as uncharacterized. The coding region runs from base 384 to 884 and encodes 166 amino acids. NCBI's taxonomy places the organism in Eukaryota, Metazoa, Echinodermata, Echinoidea, Camarodonta, Strongylocentrotidae. The transcript is spliced from 5 exons. The record is from RefSeq and is a predicted model, not a curated record. Gene Ontology annotation, molecular function: dioxygenase activity.
AAAAUUGCAUUUAGUAAGCCAAAUUAUUGUACCCUAUUUCGCGGACGCGUAAGUUCAUACGUGUCUUGGAUGCGCUUACGCGUCCGUCCGUCGGCAACCUCUCAAAGACGUGCCUAUAAGAGUCCCGGGACACGGGCCGUCUCUUCAUUCUGGAUUCUGCUGAGCUGUUGUACACACACACUUACUCCAGGAUCACUAGUUUCCCGAAUCAUGGACUCUCGGUUCACCUCAAGACCCGGGAGUUAGCAUGUUAGCUGAGCAUCUUCAGCUAUGCUGAGCCUAGCUGAAGGACAAAUAGAGAUAAUAUAAGGUUGAACCCAGACAGAUCAAACAAGGAUCUCAAGGAAUUCUUCAACCAUUGUCCAAUUUCCGAUAGUCCUGAGAUGUAUCCAGAAAAAUCGUUGCCAGAAUUUCAAAAAUCCAUGUCAGACCUCUUCAAUGCCGCCAUUCCUCUUAAUAACAGAGUGCUAGAGAUCAUGGCAAGGGGACUCAACCUGGAGGACCAAUUUUAUUUUGUGGAGAGACACAGUUGGGUGGGAACAAAACGGAGCCAGACCGCACUGCGUAGCUUCUAUUACCCCUCCCUGGCCGACGUCAAGAUCAAAGAAAACCAGGUCCGAUGCGGGGAGCAUUGGGACUAUGGAGGGAUUACUAUUCUGUUCCAGGACAAACAAUCGGGUCUGGAGAAACACCGCGUGAUGAUUCCUGCGGAUCAUAUCGACCUUGACCGACAGUCCAUCGCUUUCUUCGGAAACCCCGACAACGACGCUGUCCUCGAGUGCAUCGACCAGUCCAACAAGUACCCUCCGACCACGAUCAUUGACCUGCUCAAUAUGAAGUACGAGCAGACAACAACGAAGAAACCGAAUUCCAGGACCUACUGAAGGACAAAUAGCUUCCAUGUUGGUUUGGUUUUCGUUUCAAUGAUUCUCAAAUAAUUAUAUUUUAAUAGAAACCAGGGGUGCUCAUUGCCGUUGAUUUAGUGAAAACGAAGUGAGUUUCCAAUCAUAGAUUGUCCUAAAUGUAUUGUAUAAGAGACUCAUUGACAACAAAAUGUGUGUCUGUUAUAGCGCCACCCAUUGUUAGACGUGUUUGAGCCUUUUGUGUAUGUUGAGUCUAAAUGUAACACUUCUAUUGGGGUUCGAUCUUUUGGUAUUUCUUUUUAUUCAGAUAAUAUUUCUAUGGACAUGAAGUGUAGAUCGUGGUGAGAUACAGGCACGUAGACACGGGGAGGGGCACGGGGGGGGGGGGGGGAAACUAACAACUUACCCCCCAACAAAUUUCCAAAAUCGAUUGAACUUUUUUAGACCCCUCCCCAGGACUUCGAUCGAUUACAUGUAUGUGCCCCUCCCAAAAAACCAUCAAACUCUGGCUACGAUAGCAUACUUUGUCAAAUGUAAAUUAUUUGUUAUUUGUCCCAGGAGAGGAGAAAUGGAGUUAUUCAGAUGAUGGGGUCGUUAAAUAUCGUAUCUCAUUAUAUUACGUAUUCCGAUCAUUCUUUGGCAAAACUUUCAGGCCCCCCUAACACAAGAAUAAGUUAGAAAUCGCUCAUCAAUCGCACAAUCAAUUCAUAUAAACAUGCACCAUUGGUUACUAAGCUGUUAGGAAAGAAGAAAGCUGCAAAAAAAAACCAUGGAUAUCUCGAGGGA